Messenger RNA from Phyllopteryx taeniolatus (common seadragon), 3569 nucleotides. It is a transcript of the gene usp36, whose product is annotated as ubiquitin specific peptidase 36. Gene Ontology annotation, molecular function: cysteine-type endopeptidase activity; cysteine-type deubiquitinase activity. The transcript has 20 exons. Gene Ontology annotation, biological process: regulation of apoptotic process; protein deubiquitination. The record is from RefSeq and is a predicted model, not a curated record. Bases 139 to 3453 code for a protein of 1104 amino acids. Gene Ontology annotation, cellular component: cytosol; nucleus. NCBI's taxonomy places the organism in Eukaryota, Metazoa, Chordata, Actinopteri, Syngnathiformes, Syngnathidae.
CGAGGUGGCCGUCAAACUGGUCACCGCCCUCUCAUCAUGCAGCAUGGGCGAAAACAGCACCAGACCGACAAGCGACAUCUGAGGAGCGGACCGCUCCGUUUUCAAGGCUUUUGAGCGCUUCAAAGUGAUGUUCCAACAAUGCCGAUCGUGGACAAACUCAAGGAGGCGCUAAAGCCCAGUCGAAAGGAGUCGGGCGAUGACGGCGAUCUGAACAAGCUGCUGGCCUCGUCGGCCAAGAAGGUGCUCCUGCAGAAGAUCGAGUUUGAGCCCGCCAGCAAGGGUUUCUCCUACCAGCUGGACAGCCUGAAGAACAAGUACGUGAUCCUCAAUCCCAGGAAUGAGGACGCCGCCGGGCAGAAGGCGGCCGAGAUCCCCCAAAUCAAGAGGCAAGAGAACACGGUCGAGGGCCAGGGCGACGGCAUCGCCGCGCCGCAGAAAAUGCUCUUCCCGGCCAACAAGCUGACCCUCAAGUGGGAGCGGGUGUACAGGGUGGGGGCCGGCCUCCACAACCUGGGCAACACCUGCUUCCUCAACUCCACCGUGCAGUGUCUCACCUACACGCCGCCGCUCGCCAACUACCUGCUGUCCAAGGAGCACAGCCGCGCCUGCCACCAGUCGGGUUUCUGUAUGAUCUGCGUCAUGCAGAACCACAUCAUCCAGACCUUUGCCAACACGGGCAACGCCAUCAAGCCCGUGUCCUUUAUCAGAGACCUAAAAAAAAUUGCCCGACAUUUCCGCUUCGGUAGCCAAGAGGAUGCGCACGAGUUCCUGCGGUACACCAUUGACGCCAUGCAGAAAGCCUGUCUCAACGGCUACCCAAAGCUUGACAGGCAGACGCAGGCCACAACGCUAGUGCACCAAAUCUUUGGAGGUUACCUGCGGUCCAGAGUGAAAUGUUCCAUUUGUAAAAGUGUGUCCGACACAUACGACCCUUACCUGGAUAUCGCUGUGGAGAUACGGCAAGCUGUCAACAUUGUGCGAGCCUUGGAGCUUUUUGUUAAACCGGAUGUUUUGAAUGGAGAGAAUGCCUACAUGUGUGCCAAGUGCAAAAAGAAAGUGCCGGCGACAAAGCGUUUCACCGUCCAUCGAACAUCAAAUGUGCUGACGCUUUCCCUCAAGAGGUUCGCCAACUUCAGCGGAGGGAAAAUAACAAAGGAUGUUGGCUAUCCAGAGUUCCUCAACAUCCGCCCCUACAUGUCUCAGAGCGCAGGCGAUCCCGUCAUGUACGGCCUCUACGCCGUCCUGGUUCACUCCGGCUACAGCUGUCACGCUGGACACUACUACUGCUAUGUCAAGGCAAGCAAUGGACAAUGGUACCAAAUGAACGACUCCAUGGUGCACUCUAGUAACAUCAAGGUGGUCUUGAACCAGCAGGCUUAUGUGCUUUUCUACUUGAGGAUCCCAGAAACAAAGAAGAAUGCAGACGGCCACAUUGGCAAACAGGGAAUGUUGCAUUCUGGGAAGAACAGUGUUUCGUCAGAGCAAAUAAAACGGGUCAAUCUAAACGGACCGCUCUCUUCCCCGCAGGUCACAAAGAAACUUGAGCCAGCGCAACUGCGUAAGAUCCAGUCCAUGGAUGGCGGUUUGGGCCUGCCGGUCGCCAGAAACGGCACGAGCAGCCAGCCGCCGCCCCAGCCCCGACUCUCCGGCUGGACGUCGUCUUCCAACGGCGGCCCCAAGGUGUCCAGCGGGCCCACGGUUAUCGAGGAGCCCUUCAAGAAGCUGAAGAAGCCAGAGAGUCAGAACCAGUCGCGCUGCGGCACGCCGACGGCGUCCAACAGCAACGGCGUCGGCAGGGCGGACGGAGACAAAAAGCAAGACAGCGGCAGAGGCCUCACUCCGUCUACCUCAUUCAAGUCUCUGUCCGACUCCUCCUUCGCCGACACCGCCGAAUCAAAGGACACCGCGAGUCCGAAGAGCGCGCCGGCAGGAGGUGCUCCCUCUACCUCUCGCAAAGCUUCUAGCGUCACGGCGUCUCCGGUCAAGAGCGUGGAGCGCUCGCACAGCGCCGAGGAGCAGAAGACGGUGAAAACGAAACCCCCGGCCCUCAACAACAUCACGUCGGAAGCCAAUGGCAGCACCAUGUCGCCGCCGCCCGCCAAGAAGCUGGCGCUGUCGGCCAAGAAGGCUCGCAGUCGGAGUCUGAGCAGCAUUGAGGCUCUGCGGCGACUGUCCGGCGACCCCCUUCAUCCAAAUCACCCUAACCACCCCGCCGCUACGCCUAACACUCACAGAGCUUCAUCCCAUUCCCCGGAAAACCACUCAUCUCCUUUGAAAUGGUUCCAUCUCGCCAUGCCGCACGCCAGCCCGUCUCUGAACGGCUUCCACCGUCCUGCGCAAAACAGCCCCGAGUCCUCCCACCAGCCCCAAGAAGAACCAAACGUCCCUCCUACUCAAAACGUCAACCAAAAGAAGAAGAGGAGAAAGAAGCGGCGCCACUCCGAGGUGGAAGCCGACGCGGGUGCGGUGGCGAAGGCGCCGUCCAACCUCGCCGGCGAAAAGAAGAAAAAGAAGAAGCGAAAGAGAGAGCAAGACGACGGUGAGAAGACUGCGCCGAGAGAAAGUGCCCCGUCCCAUCUGGAUCCGUCCAAGCAGGAAGAGGACGACUGGUGCCAGGGCGGCAUUUGGAGUCUCUCCCGCCCUCAGGUAGCCGAGGAGCCCAAACAGAAGCGAGACUCCGCCGCGGAGGCCACAUGUCAGACCAAUGGGAAAGAACAUGCGGUAGACUGUGGGUUGUUGAAGAAGAAGAAGAAAAAGAAGAGGAAAAAGGUGACGCUGAAAGCUCCGCAGGACACAAAUUCAACGUGUGUCGCAUCAGAAAGCCGUACCGAGGCCGCUGCCGAUCCGAGCGACGAGAUCGUGCUCACAAAGAAAGUGAAAGUGAAGAAGAAGAAGAAGAGGCUGAAAGAAGAGGACGAAGAGAGUCAGCCCAGCUCGGAGGGAAAGAACGGCGACGCAGCGGAGCCCCCGCCCAAAAAGAAAGCGGCGGGGGGUGAAAAGCCACGCAAACGGAGCACGGCCUCUGUGGUGGUUUGGGACAGCCAGGUGAAGGACGGCUACAGGCGUUGUCAGGCGCCAGCGAGCGAUGCGUCGGGAGAAGCCCUGGCGCGCGCCAUCGCUCGCGGGUCCUGGGACGGCAAAAAGAGCAGCGACGUGGUGGAGGAGCUGCUCCGGAACGCCUCGGACAAAGCCUACGGCGCUAGCGUCCUCAGUUGGGACGGCGACGUCUCCGCCAUCAGUCGAGAUGCCAUCCAAGAUGUCCGCCGUGCCAAGUGUGACACUGUGAUCGACGAGUGGGACGAAGACUUUGAUAGUGGGAAGGUGAAGAAAACAAAGAGCUUCAAGAGGGAAAAGUGGCGAGGCGGCAGCAGCAUCUUCCAGAAGAUCCAGGACCACCGCAACAAGUGGUCCGUGACGCCCGGCGGGAAGCGAGCCUUUGCCGGGCGUCGCUGACACUAGCCGACUGGAAACCAAGACAACACCAAAAAACAACAACCUGUAACUCUUCCACUUUUUUGUUCUCAGUUGUGAAUGAGCCAAUCACAAACAAUGGGACUGAUGGACCACCA